Messenger RNA from Cryptomeria japonica (Japanese cedar), 2832 nucleotides. Its product is annotated as flowering time control protein FCA. Gene Ontology annotation, molecular function: protein binding; mRNA binding. Lineage: Eukaryota; Viridiplantae; Streptophyta; Pinopsida; Cupressales; Cupressaceae. The transcript has 17 exons. Gene Ontology annotation, cellular component: cytoplasm; ribonucleoprotein complex; nucleus. Bases 277 to 2514 code for a protein of 745 amino acids. The record is from RefSeq and is a predicted model, not a curated record.
ACCUAGACUAGAAAAUGUGUAGGUUACGCCUUGUAAACUAAGGAUGACAUCCAAGGGACAUCCUCCACCAUCCGCAACCCUCAACCUGGCUAUAAUAAAGACUAUCCAUCCCUUUCUUUUUUAGAUCAUUUUGCAUUAAGCCUAAAAUAGAAAGCAAUUGUAAUUGCAAAGGAAGCCUGAGAGUGUGCCGUAAAAUAAAUUGCAGGGACAGGGUUAGGGUUCUGCUAGGGUUUUGGGUUCAAAGUACUGGUGGGUAAAAGCUAUAUUCGUUUCGCCAUGGAAGCUUCUUCUGCAAUCACCACUACAGAUCAGGGCAAUGUUAUUCCGCCUCAAAGCCUUUCUCAGAAUGGAAGUGAAAAUGGAAAUGCAAAUGCAAAUGCAAAUGGGACAAUAGUAGGGCCUCCAAGUAAUAACAAUGCAAAUAUGAAUGGUACUCCAAUAGUUGGGCAGAAGCGGGAUGUUAAUGGGUUUCCUGUUAAUUCCAACCCGCCUAAAAUUACCCAAGAUGACAUUGCUCGUUCUGCCAGUGAUGGAAGCUUUGUUAAGCUUUUUGUGGGUUAUGUCCCAAAAACCAUAACUGAAGAUGAGGUACGCCAUGUAUUUGCUGAACAUGGGAAUUUACUUGAAGUUGCUUUGGUAAAAGAUAAGACAAGUGGUCAGCAAAAAGGUUGCUGUUUUGUUAAGUAUGCCACUAUUGAGGAAGCUGACAGAGCCAUAAAAGCUCUUCACAACAUAUGCAUAUUACCUGGGGGAACGUUUCCUGUGCAAGUAAGAUAUGCUGAUGGGGAGCUUGAUCGUCUUGGUACAAUGGAGCAUAAGUUGUUUGUUGGUUCUCUUAAUAAACAAGCUACUGAGAAGGAAAUUGAAGAGAUUUUUGCACGAUAUGGACAAGUGGAAAGUAUUUAUCUUAUGAAAGAUGAGCUAAAGAAGAAUAGAGGUUCUGCAUUUGUCAAGUAUGUUUCAAGAGAAAUGGCAAUGGCAGCCAUUCAUGCUUUGAAUGGAACUUAUGUGAUGGAGGGUUGCAAUUACCCAUUGACAGUAAGAAUUGCUGAGCCUAAAAGACGUAGAGUUGCAUCAAAUGGUCCUUAUCCUGUAUCACAAGGGUAUGGCUUCAACCCUGGACCGCAUGGACAAACAGGGCUUAGACCUCCACCUGGUGCUGGAUGGGAUGCAAGAGAACGUCUGCGGACAAAUUGGCAGCCCAUGGCUGCUGGAGCCAGGGUGACAUCAAAUACUGUUAUGCGUCCUUAUGGAAACUCAAUAAUGCCCAGAGGAGGCCCUAAUGAGGUUGUUCCACCAAUGGUUGGACCAAUAAGAGGACAAGUGAAUGAUCCUAUUCAUGGACAAAUGCAUGCCCCGUCACAGGUGACAGCUCCUUACCAUCAGGGCUUCAAUCCAGCUUCCAUCCAGCAGCAAACUCAGGCUUAUGGUCAGCAACAGCCUCAAACGCAGCAACAGCCUCACAUGCAGCAACAGCUACAACCACCUGCCCAGCUGCAAACUCAGUCAUAUGGUCAGCAGCUUCCUCACAUGCAACAGCAAUUGCAAGUCCCUAUGCAAAUGCAGCAAGCUCCUCAAUCGCAAUCGUUACCAAACUUGCAACCACAAAAUAUUCCACAAUCUUCACAAAAUGGGCAGUUGCAACAAUUGAUGCCACAUUUGUCAGUUUCUAAGCCUCAAGGUCAACAACAAGAUGCUUUGCCGCCGCAAUGGGCACAAACUAAUGUACCACAAUACACCUUUCCUGUGCUUUCUUCACAGAACCUGCAGCCAAUGUCUCAGUCACAGCCAGUUCAACUUCAGUCACCGGCUGUUAAAGCCAAUUUCCAAUCACAACAGUAUUCCUUUGGGCAACCACAUCCCUCGUUGCAGCAGCAACAACAAUCCCUGUUUGAACAGCAUCAACAACAGCUCAUGACCUCAACACAAACUCUGCAAACUCAACAAGGCCAAGCUCAACAACAGCCUUGGGCUUAUGUGGGACAUCCUAAUGCAAAUCCAACCCUUAAUCCAAUUAAGCCCCUCGCAGUCGCCCAACCAACAACUAUUAUAAAUACUGUUGCUGAAGAGAAGACUUCACAUCCUACUCCUGAACCAUGUAAUUGGACUGAAUACACAUCUCCAGAGGGUCACAAGUAUUAUUAUAACAGUGUUACUGGAGAAAGCAAGUGGGAGAAACCUGUGGAAUUGAUCACCCUUGAAAAGCAUCAGAUGCAGUUUCUAACACAAGGGCAUCAGCCACAAUCCCAUUCUCAAGUUCUUCCGCAGCUUCAACACUCACAAGUCCAGCAAACAAUAAAUUCAAUGCAGCCAUCAAUGCAAGUACAGCAAACACAAUCCCAUUCUCAUGUUCCACACCAACAGAUUCAACAUCCUACAAUUCCAGUGCAUCAGCCGCAGACACAAGUACCCAAGCUACAAUCUCAACCUCAAACUCUGCCCCAUCAACUUCAACAAACCCGAGUCCAUCAACCAGCAAUGGCUAUGCAGGCACACAAGGUCCAACUGGGAUGAUUUACGUGUCAGAAAGGUUUGUAAAAUAGCUCAUGUGGUGAGAUACAUUUAAAAAAUGAAAAGGUUAUUAAUCUGGUAGAGGUGCUUAUUUCAAACCCUCUGGUUUUAAUUGCCACGGGCGGAAAGAGGUGAUGAAUUUUCAUUUCACCGCAAUGGAAUGGAAUCGAAUGUAAAAUAAUCUAUAAACGAAGAGAACGAACAAUCACUUUAAUUAAUUUCUGUAUGAUAUUGUGGUUGAUUGGAUUUUUAUAUUUGUAACUUUUUUUUUAUAUUUUCUGACUAUAAAUAAAUAUCGUGGCCUCGUAAAUAUCAGACUAA